This is a messenger RNA of Aaosphaeria arxii CBS 175.79, 2039 nucleotides long. RefSeq names its product sulfide-quinone oxidoreductase-like protein. The transcript has a single exon. Bases 269 to 1555 code for a protein of 428 amino acids. NCBI's taxonomy places the organism in Eukaryota, Fungi, Ascomycota, Dothideomycetes, Pleosporales. The record is from RefSeq and is a predicted model, not a curated record. Gene Ontology annotation, molecular function: sulfide:quinone oxidoreductase activity; FAD binding. Gene Ontology annotation, cellular component: mitochondrion.
CCAAAACAUGUCCUAUCGUUCAGCAGCUUGAGACAAUUGUCAGCAUUUUGUUUGUAUCGAACACUCACAGGUUCACUGGCAAUAGCAUCAGUCGAGUCUGCUACAUACUGAGGAAGACGAAUCUUCCUGUUUUGCCAAAAAGGAUUGCUUUCUUUGUUGCACUGCUAGCUUCCCGCUCCUUUCCCUUUCUCGUUCUAUUGUUAGCACGUGGGAUCUGCGAUAUCCUUCAUCAAAACACUCUUCACACUUGCGGUAAACAAGAUCCACAAUGCAGGCAAUUCGAAGCUUCGCAACAGUCUCGCCUGUGAGCAGCCUGGCUCGCAGCCACAAAAUCGUCGUGGUAGGCUCUGGCUCAGCUGGUAUUGCUCUCAGCCACCAGCUUCUUCGAAAGGGCAAUUUCAAACAGGAUGAUAUUGCCAUUGUCGACCCCGCGACAUGGCAUAAUUACCAACCGGGAUGGACGCUUGUUGGCGGUGGACUGAAGAACAAGGAAGAGCUACGACGACCCCUUGACAGCCUGAUGGACCCCAAAUUCAAAUUUUACAACAAAUCCGUCGGAUCCAUCUCUCCAGAGCAAAACGAAGUAACCCUCGGCGACGGUAGCAAAGUCAGCUACGAACAGCUCGUCGUCGUCCCCGGCGUCUUCGUUGACAAUGGAAGUGUCAAAGGAUUGCCCGAAGCUCUCGCCAACCCAGAUGCGCUUGUAUCAACAAUCUAUGACUACAACUACUGCGACAAGGCAUUCCAAUCCAUCCAGAAGUUCAAAACCGGCAACGCCAUCUUCACCCAACCCGCGGGCGUCGUCAAAUGCGCUGGCGCUCCGCAGAAGAUCAUGUGGCUCGCCCUCGAUCACUGGAAGCGAGCAGGCCUCUACAAGUCCGGUGAUGGAUCACCCAUUAACAUCACCUUUGCGACCGGUCUCCCAGCCAUGUUCGGCGUCCCCAAGUACAGCGCCAAGCUCGAAGAGCUCCGCGUGCAAAGAGGCGUCGAGGGCCUUUUCGGUCACGACCUCAUUUCCAUCGACGGCAACACGGCCACGUUCACUGGCCCGGAGCAGAAGGAAGUCAAGAAGCACUUCGACUUCCUCCACGUAUCUCCCAAGAACAAGCCCCACGCAUUCAUCAAGGAGAGCGGCCUCGGUAACGAGGCUGGCUACGUGGACGUCCACGACAACACCACCCAGCACAAGAAAUACGCCAACGUCUGGUCGAUCGGCGAUGCCUCCAGUCUCCCUACGUCCAAGACCGUCGCCGCCAUCACUUCCCAGGCACCGGUUCUCGUCUCCAACUUACUCCAAGUCGCGGAGGGUAAGGAGCCCAGCGCUGAGUACGACGGGUACACGUCUUGCCCUCUCUUGACCGGAGAGGACAAGGUUCUUCUCGCGGAAUUCAAGUACGGGGGUGUGCCGAAGGAGACGUUCAACGCUAUGUUCGGCAUUGAUCAGAUUGAGCCCAGGAGAGCGUUCUUCCAUCUCAAGAAGGACUUUUUCCCUUGGGUGUACGGAAAGUACCACGUCAAUGGUACUUGGGGUGGUCCCAAGGGCUUCAUCAAAUGAUUAAGUCUCGAACUCGACACGUUAGAUUAUUGCCUUAUACCAGCAAGGGUGGGGGGAAAAGUCCAAAAUCACCUGCGAAAUGAAGAUCAGGUUUUGCUUUGCUUCCUUUUCUUGUCAGAUUACUUUCAUCCAUAUACCACUAUUUCGAUAGAGAAACAAAUUGUGAUCUACAUUGGUCGCUUUCAAGAAUGCAUCUAAACUACAUGUAGUCACACGACUCUACUAUCAUUCUCUUAAUUUUUGGCAUUGCUAGGCUAGCUGUAGUCUUUAUACUCUACUGUUACAUUCUGGGACAACGAGGGUAGAAACGACUGGACUACCCCCGCCGUAGUGUGACACGACCAGGUCACGCCUGUGUAAGGAGGCAAUCGGCGGAGAGGAAGGAUUAGGUAGGUAAUCACACCAGCGAGAUAGAUAGAUCCCUGGUUCCAACCAACCUACCGACAAUCAACUUUCCUCCUCAUUACUAUAGUGAUAGGACGUU